UAGUGUAUGACACUUCCGGCGGCCGGUUAAGUCUAGGGGAGGAGGAGGAGGAAGCGGCGGCGGCGGCUCCCCGGGAACCUCAGAAUCCUCCCCCUCUCCCUUUCCCCCCUCCCCCGUGUGACCCGGAUUCCCCUCCCCCCUUCCCCCGCGGCGGUCGCGACCAUGGAACGCAGGUGGUGGGCAGUGUUGGUGCUGGUCACUUUCCCCACUCUGGGAAUGGGAGGGGAGGUUUCGGAGGCUGCCCCAGAACACUGGACCCAGUUCUGGUUCGUCAGAUUCCUAGUGAAUGCUGCUGGCUAUGCUAGCCUUAUGGUGCCUGGCUACUUCCUGGUCCAGUACUUCAAGCGAAGGAAUUAUCUAGAGACAGGCCGGGGCCUUUGCUUCCCUGUUAUACGGGACUGUGUUUUUGGCAAUGAGCUCAAGCCUUCAGAUGAGCCCCCAGCAGUUCCCCGCCCAGAACUGACAGAAACCACCAGAACUCGACAGCUCCUCAAGCUGCUUUUCUGUACUGGGGGGCUUCAGGCAUCAUACCUGACUUGGGGUGUACUACAGGAGCGAGUAAUGACACGAAACUAUGGGGCUACAGAUAAAAUACCUGGAGAGCGUUUCACUGACUCCCAGUUCCUGGUGCUGAUGAACAGAGUGCUAGCACUGACAGUGGCUGGCCUGUGUUGUGUGCUCUGCAAACAGCCCCGGCAUGGGGCACCCAUGUACCGAUACUCCUUUGCCAGCCUCUCUAACAUCCUUAGCAGCUGGUGCCAGUAUGAGGCCCUCAAGUUUGUUAGCUUCCCCACACAGGUGCUGGCAAAGGCCUCCAAAGUGAUCCCUGUAAUGCUCAUGGGCAAACUGGUGUCCCAUCGCAGCUAUGAGCACUGGGAAUACCUGACUGCUGGCCUCAUUUCUAUUGGGGUCAGCAUGUUCCUGCUGUCCAAUGGGCCUGAGCACUACUUUUCCCCAGCCACCACGGUCUCAGGCUUCAUCCUGCUUGCUGGCUACAUUCUUUUUGACAGUUUUACCUCCAACUGGCAAGAUGCCCUAUUUGCUUACAAGAUGUCCUCAGUGCAGAUGAUGUUUGGGGUCAACCUCUUUUCUUGUCUCCUCACAGUGGGCUCAUUGAUACAGCAAGGGGCUCUGGUGGAGGCAACGAGGUUCAUGGGUCGGCAUGGAGAGUUUGCUGCCCACGCCCUGUUGCUAUCCAUCUGUUCAGCCUUUGGCCAGCUCUUCAUUUUUUAUACCAUUGGGCAGUUUGGAGCUGCCACUUUCACUAUUAUCAUGACCUUGCGGCAGGCCUUCGCUAUUUUUCUCUCUUGUCUCAUUUAUGACCACACUGUCACUGUGGUUGGGGGUCUAGGCAUGGCAGUUGUUUUUUCUGCCCUCUUCCUUCGAGUGUAUGCCAAAAGGCGCCUGAAGCAGCGGGGAAAGAAAGUACCUCCAAAUGAGGCUCCAAUACAAAAGGUCUGAGACAAGAGAAAAUGGUGUUUAGGAAAAAGUAACCCUUUAUUUUUGGAUUUUCUUCCUUUGUGGCUGGGGAACAGUGUUUCUUCUGUCUCACACUAGCUCCUGCAAAUGUUGGGGCCUGGGGGCAACCUCCACCUUUGCCUUAAGAAUCAUGAGUCCUGAUUUCAAGGUACUGGUUUUCUUAUGAACCCAGCUCUCCCCCUGCCCCCAUUCAGUAUUCAGUUUGUAAAACUAUUGCCCCCUGCUGACCGGUUUCUACUGUUCUCUCCAUUCCAACUCCCCUAGUGCCAGGCCAGCACAACCUCAUCAUCUAGCUCUGGCUCCAGUUAAUCCCUCCUGACCCUUGAGAGCUAUAUAUCCCUUCCCUGGUGAGAGAAGCACAAGGGUUCUAGGUUGCUGCUGGUCCCCAGUGGGGGGGGCAUGAAGGCUGCUGGAGAUGGCCUCACCUUCUAGUUUAUGAGCUCUCCUUAUUGGGCCAACCCCAAGUUUUGGUACUUCAAGAUGUAACUUUUACUCAAUUAAAAAAUGCUGCAAGGGG
This is a messenger RNA of Vombatus ursinus (common wombat), 1996 nucleotides long. It is a transcript of the gene SLC35B2, whose product is annotated as solute carrier family 35 member B2. The transcript is spliced from 4 exons. The record is from RefSeq and is a predicted model, not a curated record. Gene Ontology annotation, cellular component: Golgi membrane; endoplasmic reticulum membrane. Lineage: Eukaryota; Metazoa; Chordata; Mammalia; Diprotodontia; Vombatidae. Gene Ontology annotation, biological process: transmembrane transport. Gene Ontology annotation, molecular function: 3'-phosphoadenosine 5'-phosphosulfate transmembrane transporter activity. Bases 163 to 1461 code for a protein of 432 amino acids.